Molecule: messenger RNA, 1347 nt
Organism: Amphiprion ocellaris (clown anemonefish)
Lineage: Eukaryota; Metazoa; Chordata; Actinopteri; Pomacentridae
Gene: foxq1a
Product: forkhead box Q1a
Exons: 1
Coding region: 159-977 (272 amino acids)
Biological process (GO): regulation of transcription by RNA polymerase II; anatomical structure morphogenesis; cell differentiation
Molecular function (GO): RNA polymerase II cis-regulatory region sequence-specific DNA binding; DNA-binding transcription factor activity, RNA polymerase II-specific
Source: RefSeq, a predicted model, not a curated record
UAGGUAAGACAGGCGUCAGUGCUUAGACAGGUAUGAUUGCACAGACGCAGCUCUUUGGCUACAGUUCAAGGCACUCCGCGUCUUGACGCACAAGGCUUUACGCACAGAACUCCCUGGAGUUUAAGACUGGACUGAUCUGACUCUGCGCCACUGUAAGCAUGAAGCUGGAGGUGUUGUGUGGGAGCCACUACGACAUGAAACACUUCGAGAUGUCCAGUGAUGCAGAGCGGAAUGCGCGAUCUCCUCUGUCUGCUGAGGAGGAGCUGGGGUCGGAUGGAGACUGCGUGGCGCACAGCCCUUCACCUGUUGCACCGUGCGGGAGCAGCAAGUCCAAGCCGUACACGCGGAGACCCAAACCCCCGUUUUCAUACAUCGCUCUCAUCGCCAUGGCCAUUCGGGAUUCUCCCUCCGGACGUCUGACUCUGGCAGAGAUAAACGACUACCUGAUGAAGAAGUUUCCAUUCUUCAGGGGCAGUUACACCGGCUGGAGGAACUCGGUUCGACACAACUUGUCUCUGAAUGACUGUUUUCUCAAAGUGCUCCGGGACCCGUCUAGACCUUGGGGAAAGGACAAUUACUGGAUGCUCAAUCCUCACAGCGAAUACACGUUCGCUGAUGGGGUGUUCCGGCGCAGAAGAAAGCGCAUUAACAAGAAGUUCGAAAGGGAGCAGGACGUGUCCGAGCAGGCAGAGGAGUCACAGAGCAGUCAGCAGUCUGCUGCGGCCAACAAGACGGACUCCUGCCCCAAGUUUACCAGUUCAUUCGCUAUCGACAGUAUCCUCAGCACACCCUUUAAGAGAGACUUAAACAAAGGACAUGUACUUCUCCCCCCUGCCUUCACCUGGUCGCACCACACUGAACUGAUGAUGCAUCAUUCAAAUACACCUGCUUCAUUUCCAUACGUUAGGGCGCCCUGCCAUGUGGACUCCUUCACAGCGCAUGUGCCAAACGCCUACGGCGGUGGGCUGCUCUCAUAGACAGUCCUGCAUUAUCAGAAAUAUAUUAUUUGGAGAUUAAAUCUCACCAUAAUGCACUGAUGGUGGAUACAGAGGAGACAGCAAACCCAACACAAAAGAGAGGAAAAAAAGUUUACUUCUGUGUUGGGAUUAAAUUAUUACAUUACUGUGGUGGUAUGGGUUCUUACUUUACUUCUUGUACCUGUGGUUGUUUCCCUUUUAUUUUCAAAUUCUCAGAUUUUUUUAUAUUAAAAUAUUUGUUGUAAAUGUUACUGAACAGACCAUUGUCUUUUGUUCCACAAACGUUUUAAAAUAUGCACUUUUUUAUUUUUAUUAUGUCUCUCUCAAAAUCUGUGCUCUAUAUAAUGAAAUAAAAACUUACUCAUGCUGA